CUGCAAUUUGAGCUACUCAUCCUGUCCGUACCGGUGAAUGACAAGAUAACAGAAGUCAAAACAAGUGAAAAAUUUGCCAGUACUGAAGAAGUAAUCCAACCCUCCCAACCCUGGCCAACCGGAUUGAGGAUUAUCUCCUGGAUUUUUGUUCUCACAGGAGAUAAUCUGCCGCCUGGUCCAGCAGAAAGCGUGAGGAGGUCUCCAUGGCCCAGUUCGGGGGGCAGAAGAACCCUCCAUGGGCAGCCCAGUUUGCCGCAACAGCAGUGUCGCAGCCUAGCCACUCAGGACAGUCUUUGGACUUGAAUAGUUUACACUCUUUAGGGGUACAGCAGCCAUCCCUCUUGGGUGCAUCUCCUAUGUACUCUCAGCAGUCAGCUUUAGCUGUAGCCUCCCUCAGCACACAGUCUGCCGCCAGCUACCAGCUCUCCCAGCAGACUGCAGCUCUGCAGCAGCAGGCCGCUGUAGCCGCUGCAUUACAGCAGUCUCAGAUCAAUUCAGCCCUGCAGCAGUAUCAGCAGCAGCAGCAGCAACAACAACAACAACAACAACAACAACAGCAGCAGCAACAACCUCAAGCCUCCCUGCCUCAGCCUCCACCCCAGCAGACCCUCUACAAUGUCCCACAUCAGCUCCCACAACCUCAACAAGCCCUGCUUUCACAGCCCCCUGUCGCCUUGCCCACAAGCUUGAGCCUGUCGAACCCCCAGCAGACGGCCCAGAUAACUGUGUCCUACCCAACCCCCCGCUCCAGCCAUCAGCAGCAGACCCAACCCCAAAAGCAACGCGUCUUCACUGGGGUCGUCAGCAAGCUACAUGAUACUUUUGGCUUUGUAGAUGAGGAUGUCUUUUUCCAGCUCAGUGCGGUUAAGGGGAAAACUCCACAAGUCGGAGAUCGUGUUCUGGUGGAGGCCAUCUACAAUCCCAACAUGCCUUUCAAAUGGAAUGCCCAGCGCAUCCAGACUUUACCUCAGCUGCCCAACCAAACGCACCAGCCGCCCCAGCCCUUACCUCAGGUUUCCCCACAGCUGUCCAGCUUUUACUCUGAAGCAGGAAUGCAACGCUACUCUGACAUGCACUCUGCGGUGGAUUCAAGACUAAAUAGUCAGCCCCUGGGUCCGAACAUGAUGAAACCUGGUCUCUCCAUGCUGCAGUCUCUUCCCCCUCACACUUCGUUCAGUGUCCCAGCCCAGGGGCCUCCUCCCUCUCUUUUGCAGGCCCAGCUCUCUGCUGCCUCUCUGGCCCCACUGCUGCAGAACCCACCUCAGCCACUGCUUCCCCAGCCAUCCCCUAAAGACUCUGUGUUCUCAGGAGGUUUACUGCAGCCCCCAGUGCGAAUGAUGCCUCAGCCACAACAAGUAAGGCGUGUGGACACCUCUCCCCGCUUCCCCAGUCGCAGUGAACGACCAGAGCUCAUCCUGAGGAAGGAUGACCGCAGUCGGGAGAGAGAUAGAGAGCGGAGAAGAUCAAGAGAACGUUCACCCACACGGAAACGUUCUAGAGACCGGUCUCCUCGAAGAGAACGUUCUCCAAGACGACCACGCAGAGUGGUACCACGAUAUACUGUGCAGUUCUCCAAAUUCUCCCUCGAUGGUUAUAAUUGUGAUGUGAUGGAGCUGCGACGGAGGUAUCAGAGCCUCUACAUCCCAAGCGACUUUUUUGACGCUGUGUUUACCUGGGUGGAUGCGUUCCCCCUAACACGACCUUUCACCUUUGGAAACUAUUGUAACUUCCACAUCAUGCAUAAAGAGGUGGACUCUCUGGUGAAGAAUACAGCUGUGCUGGACCCACCUGAUGCCAAUCACACAUACAGUGCAAAGGUGAUGCUGCUAGCCAAUCCUAGUCUAGAUGAGCUGUACCAUAAGUCCUGUGCUCUGGCAGAAGAUCCAGCAGAGUUAAGAGACUCCUUCCAGCACCCUGCUCGCCUCAUCAAGUUCCUGGUGGGGAUGCGAGGCAAAGACGAGGCCAUGGCCAUCGGGGGUCACUGGUCUCCCUCUUUGGAUGGGGCUGACCCUGAAAAUGAUGCCUCAGUCCUUAUAAAGACAGCCAUACGUUGUUGUAAGGCUCUGACUGCCAUUGAUCUGAGUUUAUGUACGCAGUGGUAUCGUUUUGCAGAGAUAUGCUAUCACCGCCCUGAGGAGACUCACAAAGGGCGGACAGUCCCCGCACAUGUGGAGACAGUGGUUUUAUUUCUCCCGGAUGUUUGGCAUUGUCUUCCUACCCGCUCAGAGUGGGAGGGCCUGUCCCGUGGACUCAAGGAGCAGCUGGCAGAGAAAAUCUUGGCUGAACGGAAGGAGGCUGAUGGAGAACAGGAGGAGGAUAAAGAUGAAGAUGAUUCAAAGGAAGUCACCACGCCGACUCACUGGACUAAGCUUGAUCCGAAAUCCAUGAAGGUGAAUGACUUGCGGAAGGAGUUGGAGAGCCGUUCCCUGAGCUCUAAAGGGCUGAAGUCACAGCUGAUUGCUCGCCUCACCAAACAGCUGAAGACAGAGGAGCAGGUGGAGGAGUCAAAGGAGCCAGAGAAGCCUGAACCUCCAAGCGUGGAGGAUGUUGAGCCCUGCAGACCUGAGGAUGACAGAGAGGAGGAGGAGCGUAAGCGGCAGGAUGAACAGGAGCGUCAGCGCAGGGAGAGAAGGUAUGUUCUGCCGGAUGAGCCCACCAUUAUCGUCCACCCCAACUGGGCUGCAAAGAAUGGCAAAUUUGACUGCAGCAUUAUGUCCUUGAGUGUGCUGCUGGACUACAGACUGGAGGAUAAUAAGGAGCACUCCUUUGAGGUGUCUUUGUUUGCUGAGCUGUUCAAUGAGAUGCUUCAACGAGACUUCGGCUUCAAGAUCUACAAAGCACUGGCUGCUAUUCCGAGCAAGGAUGAGAGGAAAGAGAAAAAAGAGAAAGCUAAAAAAGAGGCUGAAAGGAGGGACAUAAAGAAGGAGAAAGACGAAGAAAACGGAGAGCCUGUCACAAAGAGAAUGAGAGAGGAGGAUGAGAAGAGAAAGGAUGAGGAGAAAGAGAGAGGUAUUAAGAGAGAAGGAUCCAAAGAUGAAGAUGAUAAUGAAGAUGGAAGCAGCAACAACAACAACGCUGAUGAAUAUGACCCCUUAGAGGCAGAAGAUGCAGAUGACUAUGAUGAUGAUGAUAAAGAUGACGAAGACUCCAAUGGGAGAGACAGAAGAGACGACCGCCGAGAUGACCGAAAACCCAAAGAGAGAUCUCCUAAAGAUAAAGAUGAGAAGAAAAAGCAGAUGGUGACAUUUAACAGGGAUCUGCUGAUGGCCUUUGUGUACUUCGACCAGAGUCACUGUGGCUACUUGCUAGAGAAGGACUUGGAGGAGAUCAUGUACACUCUGGGCUUGCAUCUCUCCAGAGCUCAGGUGAAGAAACUGUUGAACAAACCAUUGGUUAAAGAGUCUUGCUACUAUCGUAAGCUAACGGACCAGCCUAAAGAUGAGCCCAGCCCUACACUGACGCCUGAUGCUCAAAUAGACAACCUAUUAGGUAACCAAACACUACUGCCCUGUCAGAAGAGCAAGCGUGAAUCGGAGGAGAGAGGCGAGUCAGGUAGCCUGAUCGUCUACAACGGAUCCAUGGUGGAUGUGGGCAGCAUGAUGCAGAAGCUGGAUAAGAGUGAGAAAACCAGAGAGGAGAUUGAGCAGAAACUCAUGCAGCAGGACAUUAAACUGGAGGAAGAUUCAAAGCAUUCAGCAGAGCUAGAGGCAGCUAACCGCAGUCUUCAGCGUGAGUUGGAGGAGGUAAAGAACAGCUUAAGAGACACAGAGAAAAACCUAAAAGCAUCAGACCAAAAGAAAGGCAGUUAUGAACAACAGCUCCACAGCACAGUCUACAGUCUCAACACCAUCAUGAAGGAACUACAGAGCGUUUUAUCAAAAGUUGAUCCCUCGGAAGACCAAAAAACUCAAGCUAAUGGCUCUGAUAAAUGAACUCUCCAGCUCAUCCACAUCUAAUCCUCCUUCAUAUACAGUUGAAGUCAGAAGUUUACACACACUUAGGUUGAAGUCAUUAAAACUAAUUUUUUUAACCACUCCACAGAUUUAAUAUUAGCAAACUGUAGUUUUGGCAAAUCGUUUAGGACAUCUACUUUGUGCAUGACACUAGUAAUUUUUCUAACAAUUGUUUACAGAUAGAUUGUUUCACUUUUAACUGACUAUAUCACAAUUCCAGUGGGUCAGAAGUUUACAUAUACUAAGUUAACUGUGCCUUUAAGCAGCUUGGAAAAUUCCAGAAAAUGAUGUCAAACCUUUAGACAAUUAGCCAAUUAGCUUUUGAUAGGAGGUGUACUGAAUUGGAGGUGUACCUCUGGAUGUAUUAUAAAGCCUUUGCUUGACAUCAUGGGAAAAUCAAAAGAAAUCAGCCAAGGACCAAUCAGGACCGCCACAAUUUAGAUUCGUCAUUGGGAGUAAUUUCCAAAUGCCUGAAGGUACCACGUUCAUUUGUACAAACAAUAGUACACAAGUAUAAACACCAUGGGACCAUGCAGCCAUCAAUACCGCUCAGGAAGGAGAUGCAUUCUGUCUGCUAGAGAUGAAUGUAGUUUGGUGGGAAAAGUGCGAAUCAAUCCCAGAACAACAGCAAAGGACCUUGUGAAGAUGCUGGAGGAAACAGGUAGACAAGUAUCUAUAUCCACAGUAAAACGAGUCCUAUAUCGACAUAACAUGAAAGGCUGCUCAGCAAGGAAGAAGCCACUGCUCCAAAACCACCAUAAAAAAGCCAGACUACAGUUUGCAAGUGCACAUGGGGACAAAGAUCUUACUUUUUGGAGAAAUGUCCUCUAGACUGAUAAAACAAAAAUUUAACUGUUUGGUCAUAAUGACCAUCGAUAUGUUUGGAGGAAAAUGGGUGAGGCUUGCAAGCCGAAGAACACCAUACCAGCCGUGAAGCAUGGGGGUGGCAUCAUCAUGUUGUGGGGGUGCUUUGCUGCAGGAGGGACUGGUGCACUUCACAAAAUAGAUGGGAUCAUGACAAAGGAAAUUUAUGUGGAUAUAUUGAAGCAAAAUCUCAAGACAUCAGCCAGGACGUUAAAGCUUGGUCGCACAUGGGUCUUCCAAAUGGAGAAUGAACCCAAGCAUACCUCCAAAGUUGUGGCAAAAUGGCUUAAGUACAACAAAGUCAAGGUAUUGUAGUGGCCAUCACAAAGCACUGACCUCAAUUCGAUAGAAAUUUUGGGGGCAGAACUGAAAAAGCGUGUGCGGGCAAGGAGGCCUACAAACCUGACUCAGUUACACCAGUUCUGACUGGAGGAAUGGGCCAAAAUUCCAGCAACUUAUUGUGAGAAGCUUGUGGAAGGCUACCUAAAAACGUUUGACCCAAGUUAAACAACUUAAAGGCAAUGCCACCAAAUAUUAACAAAGUGUAUGUAAACUUCUGGCCCACUGGGAAUGUGAUGAAAGAAAUAAAAGCUGAAAUAAAUAAUUCUCUCUACUAUUAUUCUGACAUUUCACAUUCUUAAAAUAAAGUAGUGAUCCUAACUGACCUAGACAGGAAAUGUUUUCUAUGAUUAAAUGUCAGGAAUUGUGAAAAAGUUUAAAUGUAUUUGGCUAAGGUGUAUGUGAACUUCUGACUUCAACUGUAUGUAAAUAAACCCAAAACUAACUGAAUUCUGAAGCUUAUUUUAUUUUGGUAAUUAGUCAUUUCUUCUUCUUUGUACAAAGUUUUAAUGACAGCGGAGAUAACCAAUCUCCUCAAUUAUGUACUUAAAAUUCUUUAAAAAUUCUUAAAAAAAAAAAACUAAGGUAAUUUGAUCAGAAUAAUUGCUAUAUCAAUAAACAAUUAACAUGCUCAUGUUGAAUAAUUUGUUCAUAUGAUGUAAAAUUGUAAUUCGAUUACUGUUUUUUCAUAUUAACUUUUUGGUUUUGCCUUUUUGAAAUUUGCUUGUAAUUUUAAAGUUUUUUUUAUAUCAGCAUAUUUACUUGUUGAAAUAAUACAACUUGUGCCAGUAUGUGUGAGUUAUUAGCAGAGUUUAUUUAGCAAUAAAAGUGUUAUGUUUAAAUUGAAUUGAGUUUAGAAAAAUCAGUUAGGAUUUUAUUUAUCUGCAAGGACCUGCUUUCUGAUCCCUUUCAUUAUAACAGUGAUAGAUAAACAAGUUUUGUUCAGUAUCUUUUAAUUGUUUUGCUGAUUGUGUCACGUCACCACUACGCAUGCAUCUAAAUAAGUGCACGCAUAUCAGCUCGAUUCCUAAAUAAUCAUCUCGCAAAUUUUUCUUGGUGCUUCCUGCUGUGAUCCUUGUGGAAUCCUGCCAGGGUAGCUUUGUAUGUAUGUGGCCAUGUUCUUUGUCAUUGCAAACAAAACCAGGGCAGUUGCCCUAUUAUUGAUGCACAAGUUUGAUCUGGCUGAAGUCAGAUCCAUUCUGAGGCUUGGGUACAUCAUAGAAUAUUUCCGAAUGAGUAUUUCAGAAUAGUGUGACUCGAAAACUGUGAAGAGCAUGUUUUCCUGGAAUUGUUUUGAAGGUGGUGAAUUCUUUAAUUAUUAUUUUUUUUUUUAUUAUUAGCCCACUAAAGAGAUGAAUGAUUACAGUGGGUGGUUUCUGCUUAGUGGAGUAGAGUCUAACUUAGUCAAAUUGAGCCCAAAGCAGAGAAGUGUUUAUUAUUUUUCUAUUCUGGAUGUACUCCAUGGUUGUCCUAGUAAAAAAAAAAUAAAAGUGGAUCAUUUUAAUUUUUAAUUUUA
Myxocyprinus asiaticus (Chinese sucker) is the source of this 6672-nucleotide messenger RNA. Its product is annotated as cell division cycle and apoptosis regulator protein 1-like. NCBI's taxonomy places the organism in Eukaryota, Metazoa, Chordata, Actinopteri, Cypriniformes, Catostomidae. Gene Ontology annotation, cellular component: nucleus. The record is from RefSeq and is a predicted model, not a curated record. Bases 204 to 3932 code for a protein of 1242 amino acids. The transcript is spliced from 26 exons. Gene Ontology annotation, biological process: regulation of DNA-templated transcription.